Sphaeramia orbicularis (orbiculate cardinalfish) is the source of this 2359-nucleotide messenger RNA. It is a transcript of the gene nptx1l, whose product is annotated as neuronal pentraxin 1 like. The transcript has 5 exons. The record is from RefSeq and is a predicted model, not a curated record. NCBI's taxonomy places the organism in Eukaryota, Metazoa, Chordata, Actinopteri, Kurtiformes, Apogonidae. Bases 105 to 1403 code for a protein of 432 amino acids.
UCCACAGACGGAUUACAACAAGGGACACAACCGCGAAGUCACUGACACCGCGUUAGCUGCGGAUCAUAAACCAAAACAAAUCACAGCCCAGCACAGACGCAGACAUGCAGGGCACCAAGCAAGGGAUCUACUGGAGACUUUUUCUCGUUUCAUGUCUGUUUUUGGAGAGUUCUUCUCAAGACUUUGGCGGACAGACGCAGUUCAUUUGCACGUCCGUACCCAAGGAUAUGGACAUAUGCGCAGCCACUUUGCAGAACAGUGUGCCUGGGGAGGACUUGAAGACCACUGUUAUGCAGCUGAGGGAGACAGUUUUGCAGCAGAAAGAGACGAUAAUGAACCAAAAAGAGACUAUUAGAGAACUGACCUCAAAGUUGGCCCGGUGUGAGAGCCAGAGCGGCAUCGAGCCCGGGGACGCACGGCCCGGGGGCAGGAGAAAAGAAGCUGGGACCAAAAACACAAUGGGGGAUGUAUCGAGGGGCCCCGCUGACACUUUGACGCAACUAUCACAGACUUUACAGUCGUUGAAGCAGAGAUUAGAAAACCUGGAGCAAUUCAGCAGAAGUAAUAACUCAGUGCAGGCGAACAGCCUUAAAGACCUGCUCCAAAGUAAAAUCGACGACUUGGAGAAGCAGGUGUUGUCCCGGGUGAACAGCAUCGAGGAGGGGAAGCCCGGACUCCGGAAUGAGACGGAGCAACGCGGGAGAGUGGAGUCCACCCUCACAUCUCUACACCAGAGGAUUACCGAUCUGGAGAAAGGUCAGAGAGAAAACAGGCCUCUGGAUAAAUUCCAGCUCACAUUUCCACUGAGAACCAACUACAUGUACGCCAAAGUGAAGAAGAGUUUGCCUGAGAUGUACGCCCUCACCGUGUGCAUGUGGCUCAAAUCCAACGCGUCCCCGGGCGUGGGCACACCUUUCUCCUAUGCAGUCCCAGGUCAAGCCAACGAGCUGGUCCUCAUAGAGUGGGGAAACAACCCGAUGGAGAUACUCAUCAAUGACAAGGUCGCAAAGUUGCCUUUUCUCAUCAACGAUGGAAAGUGGCAUCACAUCUGCGUGACCUGGACCACUCGUGAUGGUGUUUGGGAAGCUUUCCAAGAUGGUGUCAAGAGGGGGAGUGGCGAGAAUCUGGCUCCUUAUCAUCCUAUAAAACCACAGGGCUUGUUGAUCCUCGGUCAAGAGCAGGACAUGCUUGGAGGAGGAUUUGAUGCCACGCAAGCUUUUGUCGGAGACCUAGCAAAUUUUCACAUCUGGGAUCGGAAACUAUCAGUGGGAGAGAUAUAUAAUCUAGCAACGUGCAGCAGCAAAGCACAAGUGGGCAACGUUUUUGCAUGGAUGGAGACCAGCCUUGAUAUUUACGGAGGAGCCUCCAAGUGGACAUUUGAAGCAUGUCGGCAGCUCAACUGAACUGCAGGGAAGAGGAGAUGAACGUAUAGGUCCAAGCCGCCGUUGUCACAGCAUCGGUAAACUGAUAUGAGAGAUCAGGAGGCGGGGAUUUCAGCGAAACGGCAUCUGGAUUUGUUAUAGAUAUUCGAAAUCAUCAUCUGCGGACACUCGAUAGGUUUUCUCUUGGGACAGGUCACUGGAAAUGCACACUCUGGCAUCCUGUUGUACUCGAAUGCGUAUCAGGCCUAUCUUGUGAUUUCGUUUGAGAGUGAAGCCGAAGCCGCUCCGGAGAGCCCAGGACUCUCUCGGAGACCGAAGUGACAGGCCAGCAUCAAAGUAUAGUAGGAGGUCAUGUAGUUUUUAGUGAACAGAUGUCACACAAUUCAACUAAAUGACUUCAAAAACGUCUUUUUCUGUCUUGACUGCCAGGGAUUUUCACUGUGAAAAAAUGACAUGGUGGACUUCUGAAAGGAACGUGUUCUCCGAGAGGUUAUGAAAUAGACAACAUUGUUUCUCUGUCACUAUUCUUUCUCUACCACCACCUGCUUGACGUGAUUUUGUGUAAAGAAUGACAUAUUUAUUGCCAACAUCUGAGCCUGAGUGCCUUGGGCUGUUGAAAAAAACUCAGCACAUUCAUUAUGAUUUGCAGGGUGUUUGUGUUUAUUUUCUUGUAAAUUACUUUAAAAAGAGGUGUUUAUUGUAACACUUUGAAUGAGUCUAGACUAGAGUGUUUAUUGUAAAAUGCAAUUCGUUGAUGACAAUGGUGCAUUUUGCAGAUGUCUGUACUUCAAUGGGAAUGUUCUCUGUACAGUAACAGCAUGUCUUAACUUCUGUAAAUGCUGCGUCAGCAUCCUUUGCUUUUACUAUCCUACUUUUGGGUUAAAGUUUUAUACUGUAUUGUUAUAUGCUUAAAGCAUGGCAACACCAACAGAUGAAAAAAGUUCUAGUUUUUGUAAUAAAUAGUGAUAUUUGAAUCA